Corylus avellana is the source of this 1338-nucleotide messenger RNA. RefSeq lists its product as uncharacterized. The record is from RefSeq and is a predicted model, not a curated record. Lineage: Eukaryota; Viridiplantae; Streptophyta; Magnoliopsida; Fagales; Betulaceae.
UCAAGCGGAGGAGAAUGAGAAGCAAAUGAACAUCGACUUCCUGGUCACUAGUUCCAGCUUGGAGAAGUAUCUAGGGUACCCCCAACUGGUCUGUUUAGAAAUGUUGCCCAGUCGAAGAAGAAGUCCACUGUCGAGACUUCGAGGAGGGCAGUUGUCAAUCCUUCGAGAGAGACGAGAAAGGCAAAGGCGUAGUGGCGGAGCCUCCAAGGAGAAAUGUUGCUAACAAAGGCAGAAGCAAAAUGGCCGAACCUACUCCUCAGCCGCCUACGCGGAGGGUGGAACCCGCGGCCCCAAAACUAAAAGUAGGUUCCCCUUAGAAAACUGGGCAGGUCGAGAAACGCAGGGAUCAAGUUACUGAAGACUUCGAGGAAUCUCCCUUGAAGAGGAGGUCCGAGGUUGGCUCGGGAGCUGGGAGGUCUGCACCCUUCUGAAUGCUUUCGCUCAGGUUAUCAGUGAAUCAACGAAGAAUUUUUGGCACCAAAGGUUCAAACCGUGGAGAAUUAUGAGGCUACUCUCGGGAUUAAACCUGCGAAGCCGCUGCAGGUUCAACCACUCGCAAUUGUGCCUAUUUCAGCUGUUCCUAGGGAACCCAUGACUCCUUCGGCCUACGGUUCUGACGAGGAGUCUCCAGCGGAUGUGGAGAGCAUCCUUAAGCAAAUUGCUGCCCAUAUGCCCAGAAGUUCAGAAGCUUUGGCGGAGGACGCUAUCAUUAUUGAGAGUGAUGUCGUGGCAACUCCAGCUCCAGUGAAGAUUUCUAAGUCUAGAAGUCCCUCGGUGGCCCCCGAGGUUAACGGCGCCGAGGUCAAUCCGCCUCCAUCACUCCUUUGUACUAAAGUCGAACCUGCCUUUGAUCCGAAGAAAAGGGCUGAAAACACCAUGGGGGCCGAGAAUACCAAGAAGAUGUCUCGUCAACCCCAGGCUAGAUCUUACUCCGAUGAGUUGCUUCGUCAAACUGAGGUUAACCUUCAAGCUGGAAAGACGCUGGUCCAAACCGAGGAGGUUCCUCAUUUGACCGAGGAGCGUGCUCAUGUUUCGGCAUCAAGCCAUUCUGCCGAGGCUUCUCAGCCGGCAGGUUCCUCAGGGAACGCAAACACCUCUACCAGUUAGUCCCCCUCUCUGAGUUGGGCAGGGGAUUGCUGGGGAAUCCUUUUAGUGCCUUAGUAAAUUUGAUUCCCUGGAAUUUCCUGCGGGGUGUUGGCAGAAAGAGCCCCGACAAAGUGAUGGAGUAGAUCUUGUUUUACCAACUGGUGAACAUUAUGAAGUCAAUUUGCCUCUAUUGCGACUUUUGGAACUACCUUCAGAACUCGGCUUCGGAGACCAAGAAUUUGCAUAAAAAGU